CCCGAGGCGGGGAGAGCGCUCCCUCAAUGAGGAGGCGGACGGGGGGAGUUGCCUUCACGGAUGUGUGCCCCUCUGCGGCUCGGUACACGGAGGUGUGCGGUUCUCUCUGUGUGUGUGUGGGUGGGUGUGAGUGUGUGAGUGUGUGUGUGUUCCAGCCUUUGUAUCUGCUCGGAGGAGAGAACCCACACCACUUCUUUGGAUGCAAUCAUGCCACGAGCGCCGUGUCUUGCCACGAGAGCAUCAUCUGAAUAAUACAAGCUGUUAUAAUCCACGCAGGCGACAAAAGGACAUUAAGGAAUAAAGCUAUGGGUGGGCAGAUAACGAGAAAUGCCUUGUACGACUCCCUUGGCGGCCCGUUCCCGUCCACGUCACACCGAUGUCACCACAAAUCCAAGAGGUGUCUGCCCAUCCAGUGCGGCAGCGUCGGCGGACCUUUCCCGGUCAGCCCGCUCCUUUUCCAUCCCAACACCAAGGGAUCCCAAAUAGUCAUGGACCUGGCCCAGAAGACUGUCAAGAGGCAGGCCAGCUUCUGCAACGCCAUCACCUUCAGCAACAGGCCCAUCGCGCUGUACGAGCAAGUCCGCCUUAAGAUCACUAAAAAGCAGUGCUGCUGGAGUGGAGCUCUGCGUCUGGGCUUCACCUCCAAAGACCCCUCCAGGAUAAACCCCGACAACCUGCCGAAGUACGCCUGUCCCGAUCUGGUAUCCCAGAGCGGCUUCUGGGCCAAAGCCCUGCCCGAAGAGUUUGCCAACGAGGGAAACAUCAUCGCCUUCUGGGUCGACAAGAAGGGCAGGGUGUUCUACCGCAUUAACGAGUCCAGUCCCAUGCUGUUCUUCAGCGGAGUCCGGACAGCGGAGCCGCUCUGGGCCCUCAUUGAUGUUUACGGUCUGACCCGCGGAGUCCAGCUGCUAGACAGUGAGAUCGUUCCUCCGGACUGUCUGCGCCCACGCUCCUUCACCACGGUGCGCUCCUCCUCCCUGCGCCGCGAGGCCGACGACUCCCGCCUCUCUGUCAGCCUGUGCGAUCUCAACCUGCAGCAGGAGGACCGAGGCCCCGUCCACUCUCACCGCCACACGCUGCACCUGGCCUCGGCGUCCUCCUCCUCCACCUGCCCCAUUCCCCAGAAUUCCCUGAACUCGCAGCAGUCCUCCCUGCUGCCGUCGGCCCUGGAGAGCGACCUGCACUUCCACCAGCUGCGCGGCGCCCACAUCAAGACGCUGGAUGAGCAGACGGUGGCCCGGUCUGAGCACGCCCGGGAGGAACGGACGCUGGUCUUCACCAACCGGCCCCUGCGCACCGGAGAGACCGUCUUCAUCAAGGUCACCAAGUCCAGCCCGGUGCGCUCGGGCUCGCUGUCGUACGGCGUGACCUCCUGCGACCCAGCGGUGCUGCGCCCCAGCGACCUGCCUUACAACCCUGAGGCUCUGGUGGACAGGAAGGAGUUCUGGGCCGUGUGCCGCGUGCCGACGCCUCUGCAGAGCAGCGACAUCCUGGGCUUCCUGGUCAACCAGGAAGGGGAAGUCAUCCUCAGCCACAACGGCACCAACGUGGGGAUGCAGGUGUGCGUGGACAACUCACGCCCCCUCUGGAUGUUCUUCGGCCUGCACGGAGCUGUGACGCAGCUGAGGAUUCUGGGCUCCACUCACGUCGGGGACCCACGGGCCACGUCCAACCCCGGCUCGCCCUCCUCCUCCCCACACACGCCCAGCGCCCUGGGGAGCGGCAUCUCCGAUCCGGUCCUGAACGGAGGCUUGUGUUCGGCCGCCUACUGCAGCUCAGCGGGAGGAACGACGCCCAGCUCCCCGGUCAGCCUCCCCAAGUCUCCCACGUUCCCGUCGGGCCGAGGCCCCUGGGCCGACGAGUGCUCCAUCUGCUAUGAGAACGCCGUGGACUCGGUCAUCUACACCUGCGGACACAUGUGUCUCUGCUACGCCUGCGGCCUCAAGCUGAAGAAGAUGUCCAACGCCUGCUGUCCCAUCUGCAGGAGACAGAUCAAAGACAUCAUCAAGACGUAUCGCAGCACAUAAAGAGCGCCUCAGUCUGACCAACAGUCACAGUCGGUGACGUUCAGGGACUUUGUUCUCCUCCUCUGGAAUUGGAGAAAGCUUUCAGUGAGGAAGAAGCUGAACUCAUCUCGUCUUGGAGCCUUUAGCUGUGAUUUGGGCCUGUUUGUGCCGAAGCUACCGACUCAGUUUGGGGCUGAAUGUGUUGACGGCUCCUCCACAUGUUGACUGACGCUCUGCUUGGUGAAGCACGCCUGCUGCACGUCAUCCUCAGUACGUCACAACUUGUGUCUGUGUGAUACUGGGUGCAGCUCGGCUGCUUUACCGUGAUAUUUGGUGUUAGAGAAGCCCAGCGGUGCUGAGUCUCCAGUAGGAUUGUAACCUCUCUUUUACUCGUAUAAUCUAACGUACCUUGAUGGUAGUUUUAUUUCAAAUUGUCGGUAGCUCUAUUGUCGUGCUAGCUAGCUGCUUGUUCUGCAGUGUGGUGUGUCGCACUGAAAUCAGCAUUUAUUGAAACCCAUCUGCUGAAACAAUCUCAAACCUGCAAACUCUGCAGCUCUGAUUUCUUACAGAAAACACAAACUGUCAUUUGGUUACUCCUCAGGACCAGCUGCCAUUUCUGAAUACAAUUUUAUCCAAAUUCUACCUACAAAGUUCUGCCUGACACACUGUGAGUGUUGAAUAUAAAGAAUCCUCCCCAUCCCAAGAGUUAAAGGAUUGUUGCCAUCAGCCUCCUGCCUUAACGCACAGAACCUGUUCUGUGUUCCAAAAACCCCUGAUGGAGAACCAAACGAUGCUGCUGUGUGGCUCAGACUGCCACAGCUGUUCACUCAGAGGAGAAACAAAAAGCACACGAAAUCUAACUAUUUUUGUAGAAACCCAUUUUCCUUAUUGAAUAUUUUAGAUGUAAGAUACACUUUGUGACAAAAGUUUCAUCAGCAGCAGAGAUCCUUUACUGAAAGUUUAGUGGAAGGACAAAAGAAAAGUUCAAAUUGAUUAUUUCUUUAAAUGACUUAUAGCCCUGAAUUUUUUUUUUUGUAUAUAAUUUAUAUUUAUUGUAAAAAGAAAAUGUAGUAAUAAUUCCAAGGUUUACCAGCUCAGGAAACAAAUGAUCAUCCAUUCUGUAGAAAGUCUUAAAUCUGCAUAAAAACAACCUCCCACCAAAAUGGAAACGUUGUGUGUAGAUGGAAAGAAGGAAAGCUGUUGAUCAGAUGCAGUCACGAACUCUUCCAAAAAACUGGAACUUUUGUUGCUCUGGAGUUUUUACAGAUUUUUAGAACAAAGGAUGGAAAAACGUCAGCUCUGAAAAUCAGCUGGUGAGUUUAGAAUGACUGUAAGAUCAUCUCCAAACUGUUUCAUUCUACAGAGAGAAACAUUUUUUAAGUGGACGACGUUCAGGGCAGCUGCCAAUCUUCCCAGGAGUGGACGUCCCGGUGUCCACCCCGAGACAGUCCAAAGGUCAAAGAAGUGACAAAAUAUCGAAGGGCGCCAGCUCAGUCAGCAGCUCAAGCUUCAUAACAGGACAAUUAAAAAAAGCCAAGCAUGUCAUGGCUGGAGCAGCGGAAGGAAAGACGUGUGGAACAAUGUCCUCUGGACGGAUGAGACAAAAGCAGAGAUGUCAUGAACUGCUGUGCAUUUAAAAGUGUUCUGGACUCAAACUGAGGCUGACACUCCGUCCAAACUGGGAAUCAAGGUGUUACAAUGACCUAGUCAAAGUCCAGACCUCCACCUGAUGCAGUGCUGUAGUGAGACCUGAAGAGAGAUGUGCAGAAGUUAACGUCAAAGUGGUUCUGCCAGCUGUUGGAUCAUCUGUGAUCAUCACACACAGCUUUUAAAUUUUGGUUCACCUUUUCUCCUCCAGCCGACCGUAAUGUGGUAGAGGUCAAAGGUCAUCUGGGACCAGAAGAUUAGAAGUUCUAGCAUGUAAGAUGGUAGAAGUGAGAGGACGGGCGGUGCUCUGAACGUAGACCUGCUCACGGCGGCCAUGUUUCGGUUUGGUUUUGUAGAUAAUGAAUUAACGGCUCUGAGUUUUGCUGCGGCUGCCGGGACGUUUCACUCGCCCUCCUCCGACGGUCUGGUUUGAAUUCGCUACUGCUUUAAGAGAUAACCCAACAUUUGAAUGUUAAUUUAUAAGUUUAACGAAAUGUAUUCACUUAAACUGAGGAAAAAGAACCAACUUUUUGUGUUUUUAUUUUUAUAUUUGCUCCUAAGAUUUCUCCUUGUUUUCUUCUUUAUUGAAACCAUGAGAUCAGAAAUGUGUUUGUUUGUACCUGAUGCUGUGGAGAGACGUUUGCAGUACAAUCAAAACCCGAUUUCAGGUGUUUGCUGUAAUUUAUGGUGUUUAUUUAGCCGCAUUAGGGACCCUCACUCCCCGCCUCUGUGUUUAUAGCACUUAUUAUAUCAGUGUAUAGUUAUGGAAAUGUCACUUUAUGAGGCUACUGAUUGUAAUCUUGUAAGUGUUUAGGCCAGCGUUGCUCUCUCCUUAUUCUGUGCAGACCAAAUCAAAAAGCUGCCCUCUGCUUGUUACUUUUUUGGAAUAAAUCCCCAACCUGCAGUCUGUCUGUCAGACAUUGACCUGUAAAAGAUUUUAUACUUUCAGUGUGAUGCUGUUUUUCUUAUCCUUCAUGCACAGAACUCAAGACGCUCCUUGAAUGUUAUGAACCUGUAAUGUAAUAUUUAUUUGUCCAUCACUGACGUGUGGACUGCUUUGGUUCAUGUGUGUUUGCUUUUUUUUUCCUGCAUCUAUUCGAUGUUUAUGGAGCUCGGUUUAGUCACACAGCUGCACAUUUACACUUUCUUUAAAUCUCGCCGUCACGCCUGAGAUGAAACCCUCCUUCUGUUCAACCAGAGUGAACAUUGGGACCAAACGAACUUCAGAGUGGAACGCUGCUGGCGUUCCUGCAGAAAGCUGGAAAAACGAUGUAUAUGCGCUCUGUUUGGUGACACAGAAAUCUGUAUUUUGUUUCCUUUUCAUUUAAAGCGGCAGUGUGAGUUGGAUGAUUGCGGUUAAUAAACUUUCCAGAUGUGUUUGA
Messenger RNA from Xiphophorus hellerii (green swordtail), 5035 nucleotides. It is a transcript of the gene neurl1aa, whose product is annotated as neuralized E3 ubiquitin protein ligase 1Aa. Gene Ontology annotation, cellular component: plasma membrane; postsynaptic density. Gene Ontology annotation, molecular function: ubiquitin protein ligase activity. The coding region runs from base 306 to 2027 and encodes 573 amino acids. The record is from RefSeq and is a predicted model, not a curated record. The transcript is spliced from 6 exons. Gene Ontology annotation, biological process: negative regulation of Notch signaling pathway. Lineage: Eukaryota; Metazoa; Chordata; Actinopteri; Cyprinodontiformes; Poeciliidae.